Pollicipes pollicipes is the source of this 1009-nucleotide messenger RNA. RefSeq names its product H/ACA ribonucleoprotein complex subunit 2-like protein. Gene Ontology annotation, molecular function: RNA binding. The record is from RefSeq and is a predicted model, not a curated record. Bases 41 to 514 code for a protein of 157 amino acids. The transcript is spliced from 4 exons. Lineage: Eukaryota; Metazoa; Arthropoda; Thecostraca; Pollicipedomorpha; Pollicipedidae.
GUCGAGUGUGGGAGUGAGGUGGGGGCCCCGAGGCGCAAGCAUGGGAAAGAAACGCUCAAGCAUAUCAGAGGCAGCGGAAGAAGGUCUGGAUGUGUCACAGGCUGAGUCUGGUUUGUCAUAUGAUGAGAAACUGAAAUUUGUGAACCGCAUCUGCAAACCAAUGGCCUCAAAGAAGCUUGCCAAGAAACUGAUGAAGAUGAUAAAGAAGGGCAACAAGCACAAAGGCCAAGUUCGAAAUGGACUGAAGGAUGUUCAAACAAGGCUCAGGAAAGGAGAUACAGGGAUCGUGGUGUUCGCCGGUGACGUCACUCCGGAGGACAUCAUGUGCCACCUGCCGGCGGUGUGCGAAGAGAAGUCGAUUCCCUACGUGUACGUGCCCUGCAAGGAGGACAUUGGCGCAGCAUUGGGGCGGAAGAAGGGCUGCAUUAUGGCGCUGAUCCAGCCGCACGACGACUACACCGACGCCUUUCAGGAGUGCUCAGAGGAGAUCCAUAGCCUCCCCAUCCCCGUGUAGUGCGUGUCGAGGGCGUGGGGAAGGGGCGUGUGAUGAAGUGCCGCCCCCUCCCCUCCGCUACCCAUGACCUGAGGCAGUGUCCAGUGGGUGGUGGCUGCGGUCAAGUGACUCGUGACGGAUCGGUGUAGGCGGCGGCUGUGGCAAUCGGCGUUCUGUUGUGGUCUGGAACCAGCCAUAGAGCACAAGGCGUCUGAUUUCGUGCUGUCAUAACCCCGUUGGGUCUGAAGCAGCACUGGGACCAUCUCGCCACCAUUUAAGUGGAUAGAAAGUAAUUUGAGCUAUGCCCCGAUUGCCGCUAACCGCAGGCUUGAUGUCUCUGGAGUCUGUGUCACGUCUCGCUUUUUGACGCCAAACGGUAAAGGCGUUGUCUGAGCUCAAAACACUGAAUACGGUGCCUGCUUGGAUCCUUCGGAAUACAUGUGUUCCAUUAUCAUUGACUCCGCUCUUGCUAGGAUGUGGUGGGAUUGUUGAAAGAAAUAAACACUUCAGACCAUC